Psylliodes chrysocephalus is the source of this 1515-nucleotide messenger RNA. Lineage: Eukaryota; Metazoa; Arthropoda; Insecta; Coleoptera; Chrysomelidae. The record is from the annotation of a GenBank genome assembly.
AUGAGUUCUUCUACAGCAAAUGACACCCCAAAUUUAGGAAAUAAUUAUGCAUCUCCUAGUUCAUAUGUAGCCGCUGCCAAGUCAAUUCCAAAACCGUCUUUUCAAAAGAAAGAGCAAGCUAUAGUUUUUCACACAGAAGAUAAUCUAAAACUGGUCGAUUAUGUUAAAUCAAUCGGAGACAUUGUAGGUCCAAAGAAUAUCAGUUUCGCAUCUAGAAUAUCCAACAACAGAAUUUGCAUAUACCUAAAUAAAAUUGAACUAGUGGACCAUUUAAUUAAAAAUAAUCCCAUCAUUCACAUCGGUGGUUUGGACCUAGCUAUAAGACGGUUAGUAACACCAGCAAAGAGGGUUUUGAUUUCAAAUGUGUGCCCUUCUAUCCCUCACGAGUUAAUCCGGGCAGCUCUAGAAAACUACGGUUUACAACUUACUUCACAAAUAUCUUUUCUGAGAGCUGGAAUCCCAGGAGAUGAAUACAGCCACAUUCUCUCGUUCAGAAGACAAGUAUAUAUUGUUCCACCUUCAGAUGACUACGAACUCCAAACUUCGCUAGUUAUCGCCUUUGAGAAUAAUGCUCACAGAAUUUUCCUGUCCACUGAUAAAAUGGAAUGCUUCCUCUGUAAGCAAUCUGGCCAUAUUGCAAGCCUUUGUCCAACCGCUCAACCAAUCCCCCCUUCCCAAACAACUGCCCCUUUCCCUGCCAUACCCCCCUCUUUACACCCACCUAAGCCAGCUGAAUCAGAAUUAACUCUCACUCAAACAGAACUCGCAGCCCCCUCUCCAAAUUCCAUUGAAGCAACUACAUCCAAAACUCAGAUUCAUCCAACACCCGCACAAAAAAGAACCUGUCCCAGCUCAGCAGAUUCAAAUGAGAGCAUUCCUCUUCCCGAGGAUCUUUCAAAUACUCUAACUAAUCCAGGUAUCAUGCCUCCUCCGGAUCCACGCUCAGAAACAACUCCCAAACCUAUCACAAAGAAGAGGAAAAAGGACACAUCUGAAGAUUUUAAGCUGUCAGAAUCCACAAAGAAACUUAUUUUAGACAUCUACAGUAAAUCACAAGAUACAUUUACUAUUACAGCCCAAAACUUCAUAGCGUUUCUCGAAAACUCUUUUGGCAGCUCCAGUCCCCUAUCAGAAGCUCAACGGUUCACUACAGAUGUUCAAUCAUUACUUUCCGAUUUAUACACCAUCUAUCCUUCCUUAGAUGAAAGAUCCAUUAAGAUCCGAUUAACAAGACUUAGCAAAAAGUUAAGAAGAGAACUAAAAAUAGAGGAAUCAGACGCUGAAAGUCUAGCAUCUCACUCUUUCGAUACGUACUGUGAUGAUUUAGAAGCUUCUCUAAAGCACACGAACCCAGAUAUAGCAAAGCUGCAAGGUACGUUUAAGCUGUUGGAAAAAUUAAAUGAUGAAUUCGAGGAAGAAUCUAAUAAAAUGAUAUGCAAGAUGCUAAAUGAUGGAAAACCCGAAGAAGAUAUCGCAAAGUUUAGUGGUCCUCAAACUUUUUCCGACCAAACAUGA